UUGUUGAGUUUUCGUUGUUUUUGUUGUUGUUGUUGUUGUGUGUGUGCUUGAAACCAUGCCGGAAACAGAGCACGAAUGCUGUAGCAAAGAAUGGCUCCAAUCAGAGCUUCGAGCCUUGGAUGCCAAGGAGCUGAUCAUAUUGGAUUGCCGCGGCUCCCAUGAGUAUAGUGAAUCGCAUAUACGCGGCGCUGUCAAUCUCUGUAUACCGAGCAUAGUAUUGAGACGAUUGGCAGCUGGCAAAAUUGAUUUGGCCUCGACCAUCAAGUCACCGGAGUUGAAGGAGCGCAUUCAAACGGGUUAUAAGCUCUGCCUCUUCAUCUUGUACAAUGGCGAGGGCGUGGCAAUGCCUAAUCAGGAUGCAGUCACUGCCGCAGCAGCAGCAGCAGCAGCUGGAGCUGGAGUCGGAGCCGCUGCAGCAUUUGCCAUGUUGGGCAGCAAUGGGAAUGAUUCGAUCAUAAAUACCCUGCAUCGUCGUCUCAAACAGGAUGGCUGUCGCGUUGUAUCAUUGCAAGACGGUUUCUCCAGUUUUCGUCAAGCAUUUCCGGAAUGGUGUGAGGAUGAUAAUCAGGCACAUAACAAAGAAAUGGAAUCUAGUCGCAAUGUACAGACCGAUCAGCUAAUGGGUCUAAGAUCCCUUCGCAUUUCCACACCGCAUUCCGAUUCGGCAUGCAGCAGCUCAGCCGAAUCCUCGGACUGUGAGAGUACAACACAUCAUCAUCACCAUCAUCAUCAUCAUCAUCAUAGUUACAAUGAGGCGCCCGUUGAGAUAAUACCAGGUCUUCUAUUUCUGGGCAAUGCUUCACACAGUGGCGACUCGAAUGCAUUGCAAAAGUAUAAUAUUAAGUACGUUUUAAAUGUCACACCAGAUUUGCCAAAUGAAUUUGAAAAGUCAGGCAUUAUCAAGUAUCUGCAAAUACCCAUUACCGAUCAUUAUUCCCAGGAUUUGGCCAUUCAUUUUCCAGAUGCCAUACAAUUUAUAGAGGAAGCGCGCUCUGCGAACUCGGCGGUGCUGGUCCACUGCCUGGCCGGCGUUUCACGUUCGGUGACCGUAACGCUCGCCUAUUUGAUGCACACACGAGCGCUCAGCUUGAACGAUGCGUUCAUGAUGGUGCGUGACCGGAAGCCGGAUGUGUCGCCCAACUUUCAUUUUAUGCAGCAACUGCAAUCCUUUGAGAAUCAACUCCGCCGCAGUCCCAGCAGUGAUGGCCAUGCCAUGGACGAGGGGGGACAUCAUCAUCAUCAUCAUCAUCAUAAUCAUCAUAAUCAUAAUCAUCACCAUCAUCAUACCAUAACGACAACGGGCACACAUUUGGUUGCCAAUACAAAUGCCGCCAAUGUCCUAAAUGCCGCCACAAAUCCAACAAUGGUACGCCAAUGCGGACGCAGUGGAUCAAAAUUCUCAUGCAAUUGCAUUGCCGCCGAUUGCAAAUGUAUGCAAACUGGCGGAUUUAUGGCUGCCCAUUUGGCCAAAGCGACUGGUGUCUCACCGGAUUCGGGCAUUGAGUUUGAUCGUUGGACACCAUCGUCGGAUACGGGACUCAAAUGAGACGAACUGGGUGGGAAGUGUUUUGUGUUGCCACCAAGUCAGGAAACAAUCAAUGUGUGUGCAGGUUAUGCCGCCUCCUCGGCCGCCGCUGCCGUCUCCACCUUAUCAUCAUCAUCAUUAUCAUCAUCAUCGUCGUCGUCGUCGUCGUCUUCAACAACAUCAUCGCCGCCGCUGCCGCCCAUCAUUUUGGCCACAAGUAAUCCGGAUAAUAUGUCGCCAGCAAGUACAACAAGUUCAUCCACAUCGACUACAACAACAGCUGAGGCGGUGUCUGUUGUUGAAGUAGUCCUUGCCGCUGUCAAUAGAGCGAAGGAUGAGGACGACAAUGAUGAGGAAGAGGAUGAUGAGCAUGAAAACGAUAAUGAGAUGAUGGCAGUUUAAAAGAGACACAAUUCUCGUUUCCCAUCUCCCACACACACACACACAUACACACACACAAACCAUAUGCAUAUACAGAUGAAUAUAUUAGUUUAUUAAGAGAAAAUCGGUGAACCCUCCUCAUGAUGAGGAAAAUGGAAACCAAGGAAAACAAAAACUUUUCUUGUUUAUCCUUUGUUCUAUCUAUUCUAUUCUUUUUUUUUUAUUUUUUUUUUUUAUUAUAAAGAUAUACCAUAAUCUUCCCAACUGUCCACCCCCCCCGCCAUCCACAUCCCCAUUUUCCAAAAUAAUAAUAUUAUUAUAUGUAAUAUUAAACAUAAUUUCUAGUUAAGUCAAAAAUGUUUAUUAAACAACAACAAAUUAAAACAAAGUAAAAAACAAACAA
This is a messenger RNA of Drosophila willistoni, 2309 nucleotides long. RefSeq names its product dual specificity protein phosphatase Mpk3 (gene Mkp3). Gene Ontology annotation, biological process: protein dephosphorylation; negative regulation of MAPK cascade. Gene Ontology annotation, molecular function: protein tyrosine/threonine phosphatase activity; MAP kinase tyrosine/serine/threonine phosphatase activity. The transcript has 5 exons. NCBI's taxonomy places the organism in Eukaryota, Metazoa, Arthropoda, Insecta, Diptera, Drosophilidae. The record is from RefSeq and is a predicted model, not a curated record. Bases 56 to 1546 code for a protein of 496 amino acids. Gene Ontology annotation, cellular component: cytoplasm; cytosol.